AUGCAUCUUUUAAGCCAAGCUGGCCCUGACACCCUCGGAUUUGCAAGCCGGCCGGGCAAUCGUAGGUCAGUCAGAAGUCCAGCAACAACAACUGCUUUGCAUUUGGAUCGAAAUUUGGUGAUUGAUGGAAAGCCGGCAGUUAUUUCAUUCCCAGUUACCGAACAACAGCUGGCGACGACGGGUCAGGACGGCAGCAGCUGUGGCAGUGAACGGUCAAGUCCCCGAGAUAUCAAGACCAGUGUCCAGGCAAUCCCGGCCACUGCCACCGAUUCCAACAUCACAUUGUGGCAGUUUCUUCUGGAGCUUCUCAUCAAGGGUGACCACAGUCACCUAAUCCAGUGGACCAACCAGCAGGGCGAAUUCAAGUUACUGGACGCAGAAGCAGUCGCCAAAUUAUGGGGACAACGAAAAAGCAAGCCACAUAUGAAUUAUGAUAAAUUGUCUCGGGCGUUGCGGUACUACUAUGACAAGAAUAUCAUCAAAAAGUUGGGAAUUUUGCAGGUAAUUGGACAAAAGUUUGUAUACCGGUUUGUAACAUUUCCGGAAGGAUGCACGGUGGACACACUGCAGUAUGCUAUUUCUCGAGAUAUUGAUAAUCAUCCGGCAGAAGCGAAUGUUUCGAGUGAUAGUCUUGGCAUAAUGCGCAGCAGCAGUUCGCCGGCAGUUGGCGCCGCUUGUUCAGUAGUACCGAGUGCUACAGAUGCGCAGUCUGUUUCCAUAUCAAGCGUUACUCCAUCGCCUUCCGUAAGCGUCAAAACUGCGGAAAGCAGCGGAAGACUGGACGCACCAAUGGCGUUAUUACCAUCGGUGACCGGCGACGCAGCAGUCGCUAAACCGGUGCUGGCCAGCGGCGCAUCACUGGUGACCAGCAGCAGUUCGUCACGAAGCGACUUCGCCAGCUUACCUUCCACGAGUGGCGGCGGCCCGUGCUCCACCUCCUAUGCUGUGAGGUUGUGCAGCUCGCCGAGCAGCAGCUAUCAGGGCACAAAUGGUGACGCGAAUGUGUCAUCCAGGAAGCGAAAGACGCCGAUGGUGAGCAGCAGCUGUAAUGGCACGGUGACGGAAGCAGCGCUCGCUUCUCCAACUUCAUGCGCAGUGUCGGCAGCAGCGUCCAACAUGCCACUGUCCAAGUCACUCUCAUAUCCAUCAGACCCGCCAGUGCCAGUUCCGGAUGAUCGAAGUGCGGCGCAAGCCAAUCCCCAGAUACCUUCGUUGAAACGGGUCAAACCGCGUCCGUUGAAUCUGUCAGCAACAGCAGCUUUCUCGAAUGGCGCUGGACUGGAAGUGCCCGCUUCCUCCUCCUCUUCCACCACCAGCACCACCUCAACAUCCAACAACCUUCUUGUGCCUUCGCCAUUUUUCCUUCACAACAAUACCGGUAAUGCAUAUACGGCCACCUCACCGCUGGUCACUCAGUUCAGUCAGCUCUACGCGGCAGCCUCUCUGUCUGCAGGCCUGAUGUGUCCAACCAGUCCGUUCACGUCAUUCCUUACAACGGCUGUAAGUCCGAUGCUUGGCGCACUAAGCUCACCGAUGGCCGCUGCUGCUGCAGCUAAACUUACGCCAACAGCUAGCACUGCUCUGCAACAGCCUAUUUUCCAGUUUCCGCCAAAUCCAUCACAUAUGGCUGCAAUGGCUACUGCUGCAAUGAUGUCGCCGCUGAUGCCGUUUCUUGGUGCUGCAAUGAACUUGAAUGGCAACGGUUGUCCGAGCACUUAUGGCCGCGCAAACUUU
Molecule: messenger RNA, 1734 nt
Organism: Gongylonema pulchrum
Lineage: Eukaryota; Metazoa; Nematoda; Chromadorea; Rhabditida; Gongylonematidae
Source: the annotation of a GenBank genome assembly